AUGACCGUACCAACUACAUUGAGGCCAUCCUCAUCGAUGGGUUCGAAUACCGAAGAGACGAUUCUUAUUGAUCUCGAUUCGCCACCCCGUUCUCCACCAUCAAUAUCAAGGACGAAGACAACCUCACUUUUACCGAGGUUUGACUUCAACCAAACCUCGCUUGUCCCAUUGACCUCAAGGAUAGCAAAUAGCACCUCGACCCAAACAAGUACGGGUGUAUCAGCUUCAUCUAACAGAACUUCCAUCGAGAGCACAGAAGACCAAGAUGUGAGAGCUGAAGUACAGGAGGAACUUCAAUCAACACCUCAACUCUCAAACCCUAUCACUAUUUUGACUUCCACUCCUCCAAGAGUCAGACAAAGUUCCACUUCGUCUUCAAGUGGUACAUCCAAAGCAUCGUUGAGUGCAAACGCCACUCCAUUCACCUUUACGAAAAGACCAAGACAGCUCUCUAUUGUCAGAACUCGAUCUCCUCCGUCGUUCGACUUUGAUGACAAGGAUCAUCACACCCCUUACACUUCGCACAAGGCAAACUAUCGUCCAGCAACACCGAUUACCGAUGCCAACAUUCGCUACGAGCAAGGUCAAUCCUUACCUCCAUAUCCCUAUACCUCUUCCCCGCCAUACGGAGAAUGGAAUCUACAAGUCAACCCUUACGAUCAUUCCAUCAAGAUCAGAGAACCUGUCUCGGCAAGGCCAUCUAAAGCUGUCAAGAUAACCUCUCCAACCCAAAUCCCGCUUCCACAUACACCUGAACCACAAGACGAUAAACCGCUUCGAGAGAGAAGAGGUAAAGCUGAGAUUCUCAGCUUGUACUCGAAUCCCACUACCAUCGGUCCAUCUACUAUCGGUGAACCUGCAAAUGUCGGAAACACUUCUGUUUACAAUCACAGCAGCUCUCCAAGAAGCGAAGAGAUCUUUCCGGCGUUAUCGUCAUUUCCUUUUUCGUCUUCGGAACAUCAGUCUAAUGAUACUGCCGCUAACUCCCGUAACUCUGGAAAUACCGUUCUCAAAAACCAGAUACCGGUAGCAUCCUCUCACACAAGUACGAUACUGACUCAAAGAUAUCCGUUCACUUUUGCCCCUUUUUCUCCCAGACGUAUUCCUCUUCCUGAAACCCCUUCGGUCCCCAACUUUGUGUCUUCAAAUACUCAUUCUCACACAAGAUCUAAGGAAACUGCUCAAGAGAUUGUAGAAGCAUUGAAGAACCUGCAAAUUGCAUGGGACAAGAAGAAAGAGGCUGAAAAUCUAUUCAAAGUCGGACUGGAUGAGGUAAUACACGUGAUUGGUCAUCAAGCGAGAGGCCAUAUCUGCAUGGAAGAUUCCCUUGGAUCACCAGAGGCACCGCUAGAAGAGAGAACGCGAACAAAGAUUCUACGGCUUCAAGAAGAACGCCUUGUACUCAAGAGUCAGCUCCAACAGAUGAAUGAGGCCCAUGUGUUGGCUAAAGAGCGAAUUCUUGCGUUGCAGGCUUCAAAUCAAGCUAAAACAGAGGAGCUUGAUGAAGCUUACAAGCAAUUUGGUCAUUACAAAGCUCAAGCAGAUGUGACAAAGAGCAAGCUCCACGAGAUCAUCGCUCAGCAGCAUGAAUUGGAAAUCUCCAAGCUGCACAUCAAGAAGGAAAAUGGGAAGCUGGCUAAAGUAUGCAAAAAACUUUUGAAAGAGAAGAACAAUUGGCAGGAGACUGUCGCAGAAUCGAAGGCCCAGUCAGAGCUUUCCAAUCCAGCCGAAUCUCUUACAUCGAAUCCCGAGGCCCCUCCAUUUGUAGUGGUUCUUCUAGAAGGUCAUCCUCGUAUGUUUGAAUAUAGCGUGAUGAAGAGGGGAGCGGAAGGGGGACGGCAGGUUGCCAAGGAUCUCCUAGAGGCCGUUCGAAAUUCAUGUAGAACGCAGAAUCUGAAUACCAAUAUCAUCAUUGUCCAUCUGUUCCUCGAUAUCUACUCGACAAUGAAACAGCUCCAAGUGGUUGGGUGUAUUCGUGACCUGGGUCACUUUCACAGCUUCUUAGACGAAUUCGCAUCAGAGUCAGACUUGUUUUCUGUCACAGAUUCCGAAGGCCCAGAUGGCCCGGCGAAUAAAGUCAAAGAACACCUCAAGCUCUAUGCAAGUAUACCGUCAUGUAAGAUGACCCUUUUGGGAACGUCUGAAGGCCAAGACUAUGUCAAGUUACUGGAGCUCAUGAGCGCCAAAGGUCUGGGUGAUAAACUGUUUGCCAUACAAUCAGCCAACAAUACUCUCAACGACACUCUCACGACUCUCGGUCCGGCUCACCUCAUUAAAGUGAACAACUACUUCAACUGGAACAGAGAAGAAUGGAAGACAGUAUAUAGAGAACGCAAGAUUGGAAGCAACAUUUCGAAUGCUCCCAGUGUAAUUUCGAGGGCCUCGAGUGUUGCUUCAUACUCCACCGCUCGCCCUGUAUCUCCUGGAUCCGAUGACGACUUUCCACCGACCUCUCAAACACGUAUCCGAUCAACAGCCUCAAUGUCCUAUCUCCCUUCUUGGGAUCGACCCAGCACUAGACUUGCUCCUCCCAGCGACUUCGUCUCCGUCAUUGAUAGGAGAUACGAGCUCUCACCCAUGUCCACGCCUCGAGCAACAAGGACUGGAGUAACUGCUAGAACUGUGACCUCACCUUCGCUUCGUGGAAAUACAAGACAGAAUAAGAUUGUCGUUCCGAUCGAUCCCGAAAUUGACGGCGUGAUUGGUGACUCUCCGCCUGAAAGUGAUGAGGAUGACCCUUCCGUCCAGUUGCCUCACUCUGCCGUCAAGCGAGUUCAACGUCCAACCCCAAUUCACGAAAGUGAUUCAGAGGAAGAGGGCCAUGGUCUACCUGGUGGAUUCAGACGACACUCGUCCACCAAAAAGGAGUCAUUACCUAAAAGGUCCGCUCCUGUUCGUCCCAACACAACACCAGCUCCAUGGGAUCGGAAACUUCCUCCCAGAACAUGGCAUGAUAUAAUCGGAAAGCACACUCAGAAUAGCUAUCCUACCUCCUCAUCUGGAGUCAACACUAUUCCCCUCGGCGGCUCUCACUCCCGUCAAGCUUCCACCACAUCCACUCAGCCCGAAGACCAUAUGUUUGACGUUCACGAUAGUCUUUGUCGUGAGAGUAGGGACACUCCGGAGUACUUGUUUCUCAAGACUCUCGACCCUAGACCUUGCCAUCAUCACUUUCUUGAGGGAAGGUGUCUCAAGCCUGACUGUACAUUCACUCACCUAGUACCACUAUCCCCUUCUGAAUUCGCACUGCUGCGGAGACUCGCCAAGGAAAUGAAUUGUGACGUAGUCAAACCUGGAACCUGCCAAAAAUCAGAACAAGAUUGUAUAUACUCUCAUCGCAGUCUCUAA
Kwoniella shivajii is the source of this 3348-nucleotide messenger RNA. RefSeq lists its product as uncharacterized. The transcript is spliced from 11 exons. The coding region runs from base 1 to 3348 and encodes 1115 amino acids. NCBI's taxonomy places the organism in Eukaryota, Fungi, Basidiomycota, Tremellomycetes, Tremellales, Cryptococcaceae. The record is from RefSeq and is a predicted model, not a curated record. Gene Ontology annotation, molecular function: metal ion binding.